AAGAAGACGAUAGCGCAGUAUGGGCAGGUGUGGUUCCGGGACUUUGGCGCCUCUCUUAUCAUGGGAAGCGACAUAUUAUCUUUGAUUGUUGAUCAUGCUCACCACCACCGCCUCCGCUCGCCUGCCGAUCUCUUGCAGCAUACCAAGUGGUGCAAUUCGGAGCUCUAUGGCGACGAGAUUGUCCAGAUCAUUAGACUGAUCCGUCCCCCGCCACCUCCGGCCGCUGUCAAAAGUGCGCGCUUGUGCGGAAAGUGCAGGGCUCCGGGUCAUCGAGGUCAGUGA
This is a messenger RNA of Schizophyllum commune H4-8, 282 nucleotides long. RefSeq lists its product as uncharacterized. Lineage: Eukaryota; Fungi; Basidiomycota; Agaricomycetes; Agaricales; Schizophyllaceae. The transcript has a single exon. The annotation marks the transcript as partial. The record is from RefSeq and is a predicted model, not a curated record.